AGGCAGAAAUGGACCGCAGCGAGCAAGGUCUGCUGAGAACAGACCCAGUACCUGAGGAGGGAGAAGAUGUUGCCGCCACGAUCGGUGCUGCCGAGACACUGACAGAGGAGGAGCGAGAGGAGCUGAGGAGAGAACUUGCAAAGGUGGAAGAAGAAAUCCAGACUCUGUCUCAAGUGUUAGCAGCAAAAGAGAAGCACCUAGCGGAGAUCAAGCGGAAACUUGUGAUCAAUUCACUACAGGAACUAAAACAGAACAUUGCCAAAGGGUGGCAAGAUGUGACAGCUACAUCUGCGUACAAGAAGACCUCUGAAACCUUAUCUCAGGCCGGACAGAAGGCUUCAGCUGCUUUUUCGUCUGUUAGCUCUGUCAUCACCAAAAAGCUGGAAGAUGUGAAAAACUCUCCAACUUUCAAAUCAUUUGAAGAAAAGGUCGAAAACUUAAAGUCUAAAGUUGGGGGAAACAAGCCUGCUGGUGGUGAUUUCGGAGAAGUCUUGAAUUCGACUGCAAGUGCUAGUGCCACCAGCACGGAGCCUCUUCCAGAGCAGACACAGGAGAGCCUGUGAGCCGCCCUCCUUUGUUCUGCUACUCACUGCCAGAUGCUGCAAGCGAGAUCCAAGCACAUCUUGUCAACAUUCAUUGCCAUGAACUUCCACCAGAUGUGCUUUCGUUGAGCUUUACAUAUUCCUUUGACCAAAUAGCUUGUGGGUUGAACAAUGUAAAAGCAUCUUCACUCCUAUUCCUGGGAAACACCCUUUAAUGUGCAUUUCAGGCCCUUUAUUUAGGAAAUAUCACAAUGAAAACACAUCUAGUACCUGGUGAUCCUCACUAGAAUGAUCUAAGAAGCUGUGGGUUAUCAUAAUUACUUACACAAUUGCUCUGGGUGUGGGCUACCAGUUUGAUCUUUGUCUUCUAUACAGGUUUCUGUUUUUCCUCUUUGUAUAUUUGAUUUCUAGAUUAGACUGUUCUUUAAAAUGAUCUGCAUCCUGGUUAUUUAAAAAGUUUUGGCGAAAUGUUCUUUACCUCCAAGGGAAGAACUAUCAGCUACACAAAAUAUUUUUGAAUAUCGUUUGGGGAUAAAGUAUCUUAUAUCUUGGGUGCCUGAAGACACCAGACUAAAGAAAUCCACUCUGUAUUCAGUUUCUUAUAGUUUUGUAAGUGACAUUAUGUACAGUAAUUCCAAAUCCUAGGUGACCUGAGAGUGGAGCCCUUUGUUUAUCACCAUCUGUGACAGUAACCAUUUGAGUGCCAUGGUUAUUAUGCCACUUAUAGCUACUUACUUUUCACCAGAUUAAAAUUUUAGUUUUGGAGGAACUUAUAAGGUAACAUUCUAAAUCAAGCAUAUUGUAUUAUCAAUAGGUUGAAAUUUGAACACUGUCCUCAAACAUUCAGUUCCAAAGCCUGAAAGUUUUUUUAGAUCUAGGUAGCUGAAAAGUGCUAAAAUCAAUCACAUUAGGGGAAACUCUGUCUUCAUUUAAUUCACUUAGCAGCAUUUAAAAUAAGCACACCAAGUUAUAUGACUAAUAUAACUUGAAAAAAUUUUAUACUAAGGGGUUGGUGAUAACUCCUGAGGAUUUCAUGCAUUAAUAAAAAUUAACUCAUCA
Molecule: messenger RNA, 1601 nt
Organism: Odocoileus virginianus texanus
Lineage: Eukaryota; Metazoa; Chordata; Mammalia; Artiodactyla; Cervidae
Product: tumor protein D52
Biological process (GO): B cell differentiation
Cellular component (GO): cytoplasm
Source: RefSeq, a predicted model, not a curated record